Messenger RNA from Pseudonaja textilis, 1265 nucleotides. It is a transcript of the gene TMEM11, whose product is annotated as transmembrane protein 11. Gene Ontology annotation, biological process: inner mitochondrial membrane organization. Lineage: Eukaryota; Metazoa; Chordata; Lepidosauria; Squamata; Elapidae. The record is from RefSeq and is a predicted model, not a curated record. Gene Ontology annotation, cellular component: mitochondrial inner membrane.
CGGAGACAUUUGCGAAGCCUUUUUCCAAGAUGGCGGCCUGGGGAAGGAGGCGCGCGGGGCCCGGCAGCUCCAGCGGCGGUGCCGCUGCCGCCACGAGGGAGAGGGUCUCCUUAUCUGCCACGGACUGUUACAUCGUUCACGAAAUCUACAACGGGGAGAACGCCCAGGACCAGUUCGAAUACGAGCUGGAGCAAGCGUUGGAAGCCCAAUACAAGUACAUCGUGAUCGAGCCCACCCGCAUCGGGGACGAGACGGCCCGUUGGAUCACGGUGGGGAACUGCCUGCACAAGACGGCGGUGCUGGCUGGCACGGCCUGCCUCUUCGCCCCUCUGGCUCUCCCGCUGGAUUAUUCCCACUACAUCUCUCUGCCGGCCGGGGUGCUCAGCGUGGCCUGCUGCACCCUCUACGGGAUCUCCUGGCAGUUUGACCCCUGCUGCAAGUACCAGGUGGAGUACAAUGCUUACAAACUCUCCCGCCUGCCUCUACACACGCUGACCACGUCCACCCCGGUCGUGUUAGUGAGGAAAGACGAUCUGCACAGGAAGAGGCUGCACAACACGAUAGCACUGGCGGCCCUGGUGUACUGUGUAAAGAAGGUGUACGAACUCUACGCCGUAUGAUUGCGGCCGAGAAAAGUGGGGAGGGGGGGGAGGGAGGAGGGAAAAACCCAUCCGAACCGAUAAAAGGUGUAUUAAGGACUCCUACAGGAACAAUUUAACUUUUUUCCCCCCCCCCACCUUCUUGAAGUGGUGCCUGAAAAGCCGUUUUCGGUUUACCCGAUUAUUAUUAUUAUUAUUAUUGUUUCGUUAUUUCUUUUUCUUUUUCCUUUCGAAAGAAACAAUCACACUGACGUCACAUCAAGGGAUUCCUGUUCUUUUUAUUUUUAAUCCCUCCGACCUAGAUCUGUGGUGGGGUGGAACAGCAUGAGCGAUGAAGACAACAGUCGUUACACGACAAGAGGGUUGGGUGGGUAAGGUUUUGGUUCCUCCAGCCAUCCUCUCCUCCCCCACCCUUGGGGAGAGGAGGGGGGGGUGAGGAAACACACAUCCCUUAAGUAUCUUGUUUAAUUGUAUUCUACAGAACCAGCUCAAAGAUAUCACUGACCAUUCAUUAAAGGAUGAGAAUUUGAAGAGGUCCUUUUUUUUCUUUUGGGACGAAAAAUAUCUGGUAGGAAAUUCUCCCGGCGGGGUGGAGCCUAAUUUUAAAGGAUGGAUUGGGUGAAAGCUCACUUGUCAGUAGACUGACCUACAACAGGAGGUCAACUC